Messenger RNA from Trichosurus vulpecula (common brushtail), 1993 nucleotides. Its product is annotated as cadherin-18. The transcript is spliced from 8 exons. The record is from RefSeq and is a predicted model, not a curated record. Lineage: Eukaryota; Metazoa; Chordata; Mammalia; Diprotodontia; Phalangeridae. Gene Ontology annotation, cellular component: catenin complex; adherens junction; plasma membrane. Gene Ontology annotation, biological process: multicellular organism development; calcium-dependent cell-cell adhesion; homophilic cell-cell adhesion. The coding region runs from base 1 to 1704 and encodes 567 amino acids. Gene Ontology annotation, molecular function: calcium ion binding; cadherin binding.
AUGGACAGGGAAGCCAGAGAGCACUACUCUGUGGUCAUUCAAGCCAAAGAUAUGGCCGGGCAAGUUGGAGGCCUUUCAGGGUCUACCACUGUCAAUAUUACACUCUCAGAUGUCAAUGACAACCCACCUAGAUUUCCACAGAAACACUAUCAACUGUAUGUUCCUGAAUCAGCUCAAGUUGGUUCAGCUGUAGGAAAAAUCAAGGCAAAUGAUGCUGAUACUGGAACAAAUGCUGACAUGAAAUACACAAUCAUCAAUGGUGAUGGCAUUGGAGUGUUCUCCAUAUCAACUGACAAAGAGACAAGAGAAGGCAUUCUUUCCUUGAAGAAGCCACUGAACUAUGAGAAGAAGAAGUCCUACACUCUCAACAUAGAAGGAGCAAAUACACAUCUUGAUUUCCGAUUUUCUCAUUUGGGCCCAUUUAAAGAUGUCACCAUGCUGAAGAUCAUUGUGGGAGAUGUUGAUGAACCUCCGCUCUUUUCAAUGCCUUCCUAUGUUAUGGAUGUUCAUGAGAAUGAGAAGAUUGGAACAGUGGUUGGCACAGUGGCUGCUCAAGAUCCAGACAGCGCUAAUAGCUUAGUAAGAUAUUCCAUUGACCACAAUGCUGAGGAUGAUAGGUUUUUCACCAUUGAUGUUAACACUGGAACCAUUAAGACUGCAAAGGUCCUUGACAGAGAGGAAACACCAUGGUACAACAUCACAGUCGCUGCUUCAGAAAAGGACAAUCCUAGCCUGCUGAGCCAUGUUGCAGUUGGCAUUCGAGUUCUGGAUGUCAAUGACAACCCACCAGAGCUUGCCAAGGAGUAUGAUAUUGUUGUUUGUGAAAAUUCUAAGCCUGGACAGGUUAUACAUACAAUCAGUGCCACUGAUAAAGACGAUUUUGCAAAUGGCCCAAGAUUCCACUUCUUUCUGGAUGAAGGUCUGGCUCUGAACCCCAACUUCACACUGAAGGACAAUGAGGAUAACACAGCCAGCAUUGUGACAAGGCGGAGGAGAUUUAGUCGAACUAUUCAGGAUGUGUAUUAUCUCCCCAUUAUGAUCUCUGAUGGUGGAAUCCCCUCUCUCAGCAGCAGCAGCACCCUCACCAUCAGGGUAUGUGCAUGUGAGAGAGAUGGGCGUGUGCGGACCUGCCAUGCUGAAGCUUUCCUGUCCUCUGCUGGCUUAAGUACAGGAGCCUUAAUUGCAAUUCUUCUCUGUGUCCUCAUUCUCUUGGCAAUUGUGGUUCUCUUCAUCACUCUCAGACGCAGCAAGAAAGAGCCUUUGAUCAUUUCGGAGGAGGAUGUGCGGGAAAAUGUUGUCACUUACGAUGAUGAAGGGGGUGGGGAGGAAGAUACCGAAGCCUUUGACAUCACAGCCCUAAGGAACCCAUCGGCUGCUGAGGAGCUGAAAUAUAGAAGAGAUGUUCGACCUGAAGUGAUGCUUACACCCCGACACCAGCCUUCGUCCACUCUUGAGAGUAUAGAUGUUCAGGAAUUUAUUAAACAAAGACUGGCAGAGGCAGACCUUGACCCCAGUGUCCCUCCCUAUGACUCUCUACAGACCUAUGCAUAUGAAGGCCAUAGAUCUGAAGCUGGGUCCAUCAGCUCCCUGGAUUCAGCAACUACACAUUCAGACCAGGAUUACAAUUAUCUUGGUGACUGGGGGCCAGAGUUUAAAAAGUUAGCUGAACUCUAUGGAGAAUUAGAAUCGGAAAGAACAAGUUAGGGAUGAGCACUCUUGGAAUUUGCUUCCUGGGCAACUGGAUAUAUAAGCUCAAGUAAUGGCAAUGAAAAGGGUUGGCAAUAGUGCUGGGAACUGAGCAAGCCUGCACACAGUCACUGUAGAAACAAGUGCCCUUUUCAAGUGUGAAACUGGGUUCUUUGAUUGGAAGAAAGUUAAAUUUUGAAAAUACAGAGAAAAAAGAAGCUAUUGUUCCUUGUGUAUAUUUUUUAAAUGCUCAAUAAAGUCUGUGGUACCGUUUCAUUAACAAUACCCUAAAUAAGCCAAACAAUGA